UUUUAUGAUUUAUUUCAGUUACAAAAAGAUUAUAAGUAUCGUUGAAAAAUCAAAAUGCCAACAAGGCAAAAAACUAUAUUUUGUCAAUGAGCAAAAAAUUGUUUUCAUAAAAGAUUUUUGUAAAUGUUGUGUACCUAGAUGAAUAAUUCGGAAACAAUGUCCGUAUUUGACGGUGAAAUUGAAUUCAGAUCUGUGUAUAUGGUGGAUUUUGGAAAAAAAACAAACCCAAGAGUCCUCGUCGCAAGGCAGUCGACGAUGACUGUCUGAUCGUGGGCCUGAGUCGUGACUCUCUCAAGGCUAAGGAUGCGCCUCGCCGCUGUCCCGAUGUACUCUGUCCCAUCCGGCAUGAAUACUACAAGGACGCCGUGGAACGGUUUCGCGAGGAUUACCCGAAGCUGACCAAGAUGUACAUGUCCAAGGAUAUUGAUCCCACACCAAUCGAGCACGAGAUACAGGACUUGAAGAGGACAGAGUAUCUGUGCAAGUACUGCUCUAGAGAGCUCCCGUUCAUGUCAGUGAACCUAGCACGGCGAGCGCGCGCACUCCAAACUCUUCGUCUGCCCGACGACGUGGACAUCCCGGACACCAGCCAGCGCGGCUCGUACCGCCCCCCACGCCCGGAGAAGUACGCCGACCCGCCCUCGUCGCUGUCCAUGCGGCCGAAGUACGAUCCGUCUUUGCAAAAGGAGCUUCGCCGCAUAUUGCGCGUGAAUACCGGCGACACGAGCUACGGUGCGAGCCACGGGCUGCUCGGCAAAGUGGUUCUGGAGAAGAACCCCUUCGGCCGCCCACGCAAAGAGCCGAAGUACGGACGUUGGAGGAACCCAUACAUUUACACAUAUUGGCUGUAGACUGUGAUCUGAUAAUUCAUUUCGACUUUGAUAAAUUUCACUUAAUACAUGAACUGGUUUUUCAUUUAUUAUGAAAUCAAUUUAGUACCCUAGUGUAUUAGAGUUUUAUGAAUGAUGUUACCUACUAGAAUAUUGUAAAAAAUCCCUUGUUGAUGAUCUUGGUGAAAUUUCGGACAACUCUUUUUUGCAGUUCCUAACGUAGUAGAUAGACUUUGUUAUUGUUGGGAUAUUACAUGAGGUGCGCUUUGACCUUAACGCAGCGCAGGCCCUUACUUAACUGUUAUAUAUUGCUAGAAGUCCUACUAUGAUGUCCUUGGUCAAAAACUG
Messenger RNA from Chilo suppressalis (striped riceborer), 1178 nucleotides. NCBI's taxonomy places the organism in Eukaryota, Metazoa, Arthropoda, Insecta, Lepidoptera, Crambidae. The record is from the annotation of a GenBank genome assembly.